Phoenix dactylifera (date palm) is the source of this 1836-nucleotide messenger RNA. Its product is annotated as oxysterol-binding protein-related protein 3C-like. Gene Ontology annotation, molecular function: sterol binding. Gene Ontology annotation, cellular component: membrane; cytosol. NCBI's taxonomy places the organism in Eukaryota, Viridiplantae, Streptophyta, Magnoliopsida, Arecales, Arecaceae. The record is from RefSeq and is a predicted model, not a curated record.
CGGACGGUCAGUUUUUAAGCGUCUCCCCGGGAUCAGCAACUAGUUAGCUCCGCCCAUUCGCCGUUCUCGUUCCUCCCGUUUCUUCCGUAUCGUCGCCGGCCUUCGUCGCCGGAUUCAUAACUUCGCCCCUUCCAUCUCGUCUUUCAUCUGUCAACGCUAAUCGAAAGGCGGAAUUGGGCGAUCAGAGCUCCCGCACCGGAGGUCCGUUAGCCUCGGAUGAUUUGAUCGUUUUCGAGCGUCGCUUCUUGGAUUCUAUUAGUUUCUGGCCUCUGAAUCGGGGUUUUGGAGAUGGGUUCGAGGGAUGAGAAACCGGCGAGCAGUGGAUUCUUUGCUGCGAUCAGGAACUGGGGUAGUGUGGUGCAUAAAUCGGUAAAUGGGUUAUUGGGUUAUGAAGGACUUGAAGUAAUCAAUCCUGAAGGGGGCACAGAGGAUGCAGAGGCUGAAGCUCAAAGAGGAAGAUGGAAGCAGGAGGUGUUGCUUUGUUUAACUGCUGAUCGAGAUAGCUACUGGCAGAUGAUGCACAAAUAUAUAGGAUCAGAUGUUACUUCACUGGUGACACUUCCAGUUAUUAUUUUCGAACCAAUGACAAUGCUUCAGAAAAUGGCAGAGUUAAUGGAGUACUGUCACCUAUUAGAUCUGGCAGAUGAAUGUGAGGAUCCUUACAUGCGGUUGGUGUAUACUUCUUCAUGGGCAGUAUCUGUCUACUUUGCCUUCCAGCGAACUUGGAAGCCUUUCAAUCCCAUCCUAGGAGAGACUUAUGAAAUGGUCAAUCACGGUGGAAUUAAAUUUAUUGCAGAGCAGGUCAGUCACCAUCCUCCAAUGAGUGCAGCUCAUGCUGAGAAUGAGCAUUUUAUUUAUGACAUUUCUUCUAAAUUGAAAACUAAGUUCUUAGGAAAUUCGCUGGAAGUCUAUCCAGUUGGAAGGACAAGGGUGACUCUGAAAAAAGCUGGUGUUGUCCUGGAUUUGGUGCCCCCUCCCACAAAGGUUAAUAACCUUAUAUUUGGACGUACAUGGGUCGAUUCACCUGGGGAGAUGGUUAUGACAAAUUUGACUACAGGGGAUAAAGUUGUGCUUUAUUUUCAACCAUGUGGCUGGUUUGGGGCUGGCCGAUAUGAAGUGGAUGGAUAUGUAUAUGAUGCAGAAGAAGAACCCAAGAUAUUAAUGACCGGGAAAUGGAGUGAGUCAAUGAGUUGUCAGCCUUGUGAUCAUGAAGGGGAGCCCUUACCAGGCACUGAACUUAAGGAGGUCUGGAGAGUUGCUGCCACACCAGUGAAUGAUAAAUAUCAGUAUACAUAUUUUGCUCAUAAAAUAAACAGCUUUGACACGGCGCCGAAAAAGUUGCUGGCAUCAGACUCUAGGUUGCGGCCCGAUAGAUAUGCUCUUGAGAAAGGUGACAUGUCUAAAUCUGGUACGGAAAAGAGCAGUCUGGAGGAGCGGCAGAGAGCCGAAAAAAGACAUCGAGAGGUCAAGGGGCCCCAGUUUACCCCAAGAUGGUUCAACAUGACUGGUGAAAUCACUCCCACUCCUUGGGGUGACCUGGAGGUGUAUGAGUAUAAUGAUAAAUAUAGCGAACACAGGCUUAAUGUUGACAGUUCCGAUUCCCUUGAGGAGGUUGACAUGACCUCCAUUGAAUUCAACCCCUGGCAGUAUGGUAAUAUGGCUGCCGAAUGAGGUAUUUGGGUUACAUGCAAGCCCCCCUUUCCUAUAUCUGGCAAUGCAUCUGGGCAUGUAGUUUUAAUAUUCGGCAUUGUUUUAAUGGUGGUUUCAUGUAUCUGUAUUGCAGUCGAUAACUCUUAUUAUGCUUAAGGAGUUGCUUGGAUGCCACCAUUGCAAAUA